Messenger RNA from Syngnathus typhle (broad-nosed pipefish), 2105 nucleotides. RefSeq names its product endothelial cell adhesion molecule b (gene esamb). The transcript has 7 exons. Gene Ontology annotation, molecular function: cell-cell adhesion mediator activity. The record is from RefSeq and is a predicted model, not a curated record. Gene Ontology annotation, cellular component: plasma membrane; adherens junction. Gene Ontology annotation, biological process: homophilic cell-cell adhesion. Lineage: Eukaryota; Metazoa; Chordata; Actinopteri; Syngnathiformes; Syngnathidae. The coding region runs from base 275 to 1558 and encodes 427 amino acids.
AGUACACGACAGCACGGUUGAAGGUGAACGAGGAGCAACUCGAAAGCGGAACAGGCUGCGGGAGCUUGUCGUCCCCGGCGGAAGGAAGCAACGUGCCAUGUCCGCCGUGAUUGACUUGGAUGGGAACAUGAAGCAAAGAUUCCAUUUGCACGACGCGCGUCGCUCCCGUCGUGGCUUCUUGUGGAGUUACCUGAAGAAGCGAGUCGAAGGUGUGUGAGGUGUGCUGGACAAGUUUGAAGAGGCUCCUGCAUGCCUGCUGGAUGUGCAUGGCGCCAUGGAGACAAACUUAAGACUGCGAGCCUUGAUGGUCAUCUGGUGGAUUGUUCAAGGUGACAGCCAGAAGGUGGAAAUCCCGCGGCAGGAGAUGGAGGUGGUCAAGGGCCAGAUGGUGGUGCUGCAAGCCUGGUACAGCCCCAGUUCGGAUAUUUCCAAAAACACCAUCAUUUGGCAUUUCAUUGGAAACCACUCCAAGCAGGUGAUCAACUUCAGCUCGGGGGAGGUGGGCCACGGACAGAAUGACUUCAGCACUCGGGCGGGCUUCAGCGCCGCCAUGCCCUCCGCCAACCUCUCCAUCUUCAUCAACAACACGCAGGAGACGGACUCGGGGUCCUACGUGUGCGACGUCAUCAUACCCGGAGGCACCGGCCUUUCUGGACAGAUGCGUCUUAAUGUCAAAGUUCCGCCGUCCCCUCCGGUGUGCACCAUGACUGGCGAGCCCGUCGUCAACGGCAACGUGACGCUGAGCUGCAAGUCCACUGAUGGAAAGCCUGUCCCUCAGUACAAGUGGACCAAGACUGCCCCCAUGCAGGAGGUCUUCUUUUCGCCAAUGCAGAACGAGAGACAAGGAACCCUGCGGCUGAGCAACCUGACCAAAAGCAUGUCGGGGAAGUACAUCUGCCGAGCCAGCAACACAGCCGGCACAGACAGCUGCUCCAUUAACCUGGAGGUUAUCACCUCUUCCAACGCGGGCAUGAUAGCGGCAGCCACGCUGGGCUCCAUGGUGGGACUGGUCGCCAUGGUGCUCUUCCUCAUAUUCGUCCUGAGGAGGAAGCGGGACACUGAAGAGGAGACAGCCAACGAGAUCAAAGAGGACGCUCAGGCUCCGAAGCGAGUUUCGUGGGCAAAGAGCAACACGGGCUCGGACAUUGUCUCCAAAAACGGCACGCUGUCGUCCAUCGCCACCAGCCCUCGGCCCGCCGACCACCACCACCACCGCCAACCGGCCUUCAACUACCCCUACUCGCCCUCGUCCACCACCGACACGGGCUCCGUCAUCAACGCCUACCAGCUCCGCCCGGGCGAGGCUAACACCCUGCGUGGCCUGCCGGGUUACAAUGCGGGCGGGACCCCGUCGCGGAAACAUAAGCGGCCCCCCGCCGCUAACGGGGGCCCGCCCCAGUUGGUCCGCAUGCCCCCCGCCAGGACGGAGGGGGCUCAGCCUCAGACGCCGCCCGCCUUCACGGCGUCCCCGCGGGCCAGCUCGUCAUCCACGCUGACCCGGGCGGGCACGGUGGCCGUCAUGGUGCCUGCGCAGAGCCAAGCGGGCUCCCUUGUGUAGCCUCUGAUUGGACAGCAAAGAGGGGGCGGGCUCUAAUGUUUUUCUGCCUUGUGAUUGGACUUCUCUGUGACCUCCUGCAAGGACAUUCUAUUCAUUCAUACUACUGACUUGGCACAUUUUUUUUUAUUUUCCGGAGAGCAAACAGCUUAGGUUGUGUAGUUUUCAGGCACAUUCUCGUUGAGGUUUCUCAGGCUUUGUAAAAAAGAAGCUUCAAUUAAAAGCAAAGGGAAAAAAAACCCCACAAAAUUACAAUUCAGGUUUUUAUAGAGAAUUUAAUGGUUGUGGAGCAUAAUGGAUGUGUUGCCCGUGAUAGAUGGAAUGUAAGCAAAAAGAAAAAUAGUGAACAUAGUUGAUGGUGUUGGAUUGUUUUCGGUGAUUACUGACAGCUAAUGUACGAGGGCCCGGGGACAUCCCGUAAUGGGCCCCGCUUUCCGCUGGUUGUGUAGUGGGAUUUAGACGACUGAAAAAUUCUGUAUACAUAUGGUGUUAUUUGCAAAUGUUGAGCAGCUACAUGGAGCAUUUGACAGUUCGGAUGGUUGCCAGUUGU